Molecule: messenger RNA, 1028 nt
Organism: Brassica napus (rape)
Lineage: Eukaryota; Viridiplantae; Streptophyta; Magnoliopsida; Brassicales; Brassicaceae
Product: RING-H2 finger protein ATL33
Exons: 1
Coding region: 267-920 (217 amino acids)
Biological process (GO): protein ubiquitination
Source: RefSeq, a predicted model, not a curated record
CAUAGCAUUUAUAUAAAAUAACAUUUUAAAUAACAUACAUAUGUCAAGAAAAAUCCAUUUUUAAAUUUCUCUACUUCUGAAAAUAUAGAUGUAAAUUGGAAAUGAUGCGAGUGUUAUUUUUAUUUCUAGUUUUUGUUAAUUUCACCUUGCGCAAAUUUUUUUUUGACGUUAGUCGUUGGAAAAAAAAUUGGAAGACAAAACAAAACUUAAGUUAGCGAGAAGCACUUUCCAUUAUUAUCUCUCUUCCCCAACUCACAAUAAUAACAAUGUUCAAUAAUAAUACCAUAGACGCCGGAACCGUUGUCCCGACUUCAUCUGCUACAGUUCCAUCCACCAUCUUCCCCGGCACAACCAUCACUUCCAACUCCACCUUCAUAAUCAUCGGACCUCCUCCACCGUUCCCAGCACCUCCUCGCAUCAUCGACUUCACUCCUAUCAAACUAAUCUUCGCCGUCGUAGCAAUCGUCGCCGUUUCCGCCUUAGUUUACGCUCUUUUCUUUACCGCCCCAUGUUCUUCCCGCCGCCGCAGCAGAAGCUCUUCCUCCGACGACACACCACACGUCACCGUAGAUAUCGCAACGCCAGUCACCACGACCGUCACGCCUGAUUCUAGAAAGACUCAUUCAAAGGAGAUCGGGACCGAAUGCACGGUGUGCCUGUCGGUACUCGCCGACGGCGAAGAGAUCCGACAACUAAGCGCGUGUAAGCACAAGUUCCACGUGUCGUGUAUCGAGAAGUGGCUCAAGGACAAAGAUCACCCCAGUUGUCCUAUUUGCAGAGCAGACGUCCCCGUUAAACCGACCGAAGCCGACUCUAACGUUAACGUGAAUCGCAGCGCUGGCGGAAACCGCCGAGUUUCAGCGACCAAUAGAGAUGACGAUUGGCGUCAAGGUCUACCUGAUGCUUCUAGUCUAGUUUGAUUUAUUUUUUAUUUUGUAAUUUAUUUUUUUCGAUUUCAUGAUUUUAUAUUUAUUGUGGCUGUAAACAAAUUUACGUUAAAUCUAAAAAAUAUGAGUUCGUUAAUUUAA